Messenger RNA from Taeniopygia guttata (zebra finch), 10853 nucleotides. RefSeq names its product NFE2 like bZIP transcription factor 3 (gene NFE2L3). Gene Ontology annotation, cellular component: nucleus. Gene Ontology annotation, biological process: regulation of transcription by RNA polymerase II. The record is from RefSeq and is a predicted model, not a curated record. NCBI's taxonomy places the organism in Eukaryota, Metazoa, Chordata, Aves, Passeriformes, Estrildidae. Gene Ontology annotation, molecular function: DNA-binding transcription factor activity, RNA polymerase II-specific; RNA polymerase II cis-regulatory region sequence-specific DNA binding.
UUUCUUUAUCUCUUACGGAAUAUAUGUGGGAAAAUAUUUGGAUUAGCAAGAAUGGAAUGUGUAGCUCUUUAACUUUUUCUCUGUGUUAGUCUUACAGUAAAAAUGUUUGUUCCAAAUCACAUGAACCCCAGGCAGUGAUGCUGCCUGUGCCAGCAGAAGAGGCAGUACUUGAAUGAGAGCAGGAGUUGCUGUGUUAGGUCAUUGCACUCCAUGUGAAACAAGAUCCAGCUCAGGGUGGGAUAGAGAAGGAAGGUUCUGCUCCCACACAAGUCAGGAUGUUGACCUGAAAGUAUGUCAGGGAGCUUUGGAUGACUGCUGUCCACCUCCGGGACAGGAUCAACUGGAACUGCAAGAAGAAGAGAAAGACAUAUAUCAAAGCAACAGCAACCAUGGAGAUUCCCUUCUCUCCUUAGAAAGCUGUUUACAGCUUCUGUCAUCGCAGGUGGAAAACAUGCUAGAGGUGAACUUACUGGAAGAUACACAAGUUGCUACUCCUAGUCAAGGCCAAGACCCAUCAUCCUCACACCACAAUAUAAAUUUGACCCAGACAUUUCAGAACAGUUUCAGUCCUCCUGAUGCCAUGCUACUAAGAACAGACUACCCCACUCAAUUAAAUUCAAAACCAAGACUCUUACAAAGGCAAGAGUUUUUCCCUCAAUCAAGCUCUGAUAACACAAAUUCAGAAUCACCAUUUCACGGGUCAAAUUUGACAGGGCUGUUUUCAGUUGCUGACCUUAGAAAUCUAACAGCCCAUGAUGAUAAUAAUUUUGAUGAAAUUAAGCUCAUGUCUUUGGCUUUGGAGGAAGGCUUUAGUCCUAUAGAAGUUUCCCAGAUCUUUGAAGAGCCUGGCUCAGAUUCAGGACUAUCUUUGAAUUCAAAUCACAGCACCACCUCUUACUCAGUCUGCUAUGAAGGUUCUGUUGGAUACAGCAGCAGUAUUAAAUCUGCUCCUUCGCAUGGCUUAGGAGCUGUUGGUGGCCAUUGCCAAGAAAAGAUUAAGCACAGCCUUGUGGAAUAUCCAGGUGUUGCAGAGCGUUCUACAGAAGUUCUUCAGCAGUUUCUCCAUAAUCACACUUAUAAUCAGCUGCCAAAUCAAGCAGCAUCUACUCUAGAGCAUCAUCAACAGAUGUGGAUGAAGAAAUCAAAUGAAGUAAAGGAUAGGUGCUACAAUUCUACUGCUACAAACCGGAGCAGGGAUGAAUGUCAUGCAAAGGCUCUGAGAAUACCAUUUUCAGUCGAGGAAAUUGUGAGCAUGUCCGUUGACUCUUUCAACACCAUGCUAGCACAGAACCAGCUGACAGAAACUCAGGUAUCACUUCUACGUGACAUCAGACGAAGAGGAAAAAACAAGGUAGCUGCCCAGAAAUGUCGUAAACGCAAACUGAAUGCAAUUCUUAACUUGGAAGAAGACGUGUGUAAUCUUCAAACACAAAAGGAGAGCCUUAAAAAGGAGCACUCCCAGUGCAGCAAAUCAAUCAACCAGAUAAAGCAAAAAUUAAACAACUUGUACCAUGACAUUUUCAGCAGACUGAGGGAUGACCAGGGUCGACCUGUUAACCCACGCCAAUAUGUCAUUCAUUGCAGUAGCAAUGGUAGUGUUUUCAUAAUACCCAAGCACUUGGCCAAAUCUGAACAGAACCAAGAUAACAGAAAAGAGUAGAAACAAAAGUAAGAUGACUGGAGAUCACCUCAAUCACUUUUGCCUGAAAGCAUGAUAAGAGUACUUGUGUGAAGACUAAGGGUCAGUGAUUACAGCAGUUCAAACAGAAACAACUACACUUGAGGAGAAACACUCUAUAUUCAAGGGUCUGGCAAACUCAACCAUGGUCUGUUAGAAGGUCCUUGAGCUGAGGCUUCUGGAUGAGGAAAUCUGUUUAGUUUUAGUUAGAAUUGAAGGAGCUGGACCAUGAGUGUAGUGCAGCUUUAUAGACCGAUGUUAAAACUAGCAAUUUAGUUACUGGGAGAACAUCAGUGAGGGAUGAAAGUCAAUUUUGGAUCAAUGUUACACAUGCAAAAAAAUGUUUUAGUCUUGAAUACCUGACUGUUUAUACAGAAAAUGACCUUAUUUUAUUCUCUAACACUGAAAGAAAAAAUAUAGUUCUAGUGCGUCUUCAACUUAAAUUACCUGUGGAUUUACAAAGGCUCAAGAGGUAACUGCAUGCUUUGCAUUUAUUCAGAACGGCUCUGCUUUUCCUGGUUUUCCUUUGAGAGCAGUCGAGGAGGCUACUGCAUUUUUCCUCACUACUUUCAGCAUCAUAACUCCAAGCAAAGAUGAUCUGCCACUUAGUUUUACAACUCAUACACUCAAUCUGCAAAUAUGCUGAAAAAUACUGUCCGAUUCAGUAUUUUCUUACCUUCACCCUCUGCAACUAAGUAAUUCUCAAGUUUUUUCCACAAAAAUGACCAAUAGUGAAGGAGUUCUGUUUAUUAGUGACUGUGAUAUUUAUUUGUGUGCCUUCCCUUUUCCUCCCAUUUUGACACCUUCCUCAAGAAGUACUUGUGUUUUUCUCUGUGGCUUUUUAAACUGAUAUUUUUAAAAUGUCUUAAAUGUUCCAGAUUUAAUUUUUUAAAAUACACAUUUUACUUAGUCUUUAAAAUAAAUUGAACCAAAUUACUAAUUAUCUAUACUUGUAAUUACAAGGUUACACUCUGAUAGUUCUCCAAAUAAAGGUUUUUGGUUUGACAUUUAUUUGUGCCCUUAGAAAGGAGAAGUUUUAUUCACUUACAUACUUACAACAUCCUAUCCUUUCAGACUAGUUUACAGUCUGAAAAAGGUCUGCAAAAGAGAUGGCUUAAAAGGCCUGUAAUGAAUGAUAAGGAAGGAAUAUUGAGGUAUAUUAUUAUGAAAAUAACUACUAAUAUUAAUUUCUAGAUAACAAAUACUUCUUGUUAAUUUUAUAAUUAAAACACAUAAAACUGGUAUUUAAAAAGUUCUCAUUGGUCAUGGCAUGAUUACAAUGGACUGAACUUACAUUCAGGUAUAUUAAAAAUAUCACUUGUACCAAUCCAUAAUAACUACACAUAAAAGCUUAAAUGCCAAAUUAUACCUGCUGAUGAAGCAAACUGCCAGUAGCAUGGAAGUCACAUUAGCUGUUUGCACUUAUCUGCAACAAAACUGAUACUAUCAAGUGAUAUUUUCUGAAAAGAGAGCCCUAAGUGCCAAGUGCACUGAAUUAUCAAUAAUGAAAUCAGCCUUUUUGAACAAUUUUCUCAGCAUUUUCUAUUAAAGGAUUUAUUUAAGUAAAUGCGUAUAUGCGUUCUUUAUUGGUUUCACCAGUCUCAAAUUGGUAAGUGGAAAUUCAUAGCAGAAAGUCUCAUUCCUGAGGCUAUGCAAUUUCUUGCUGUUGGUUAAGCACCAGUGUGAGACACAUCUAGCCUAACUGGUGUCCACAAAGGAUUUGUUUACUUGCUAGACCACAAACUCCAACCAUAACAUGCAAUGGGUAUCAGAUACAUUAUGAUGAAUUGUGAACUUUUUUUCUAGUGUAGAGGAAAAAUGAAGUACAUAUUUAAGUCAGAAUGAUCAUAAUCAAUUAAAUGACAUAAUAAACAUUUUAAAAUUCAUGCACUUACCCUUUGCAGGACAAGGUCUUUAAACCUACUUCACUGCUCAUGUGCAUAAAUUCUGAUAGCUGAUACAUUACGCUCACAACUGAGAAAUUCAGAAAGCCAAGCAUUUCUGCUUUAGGGCCUCACACGGGAAAGUUAAAAAAAAAAAAAAAAAAAAAGAAAGAAAAAAGCCUACACUUUUUGGUGCCCACUCCUUCAGUAGCAGUGACAGGUCAGCUCUCUGGAUUUUUUUAAGGCCAGCUGCUAACGGAGUCUUGCAUAUACCAAACUGGGAAAUAGCUACACAGUUAAAUUUUGGUACAUGCUAAAAAAAGCAUCCUGUAAACCCUUUGAGAACAUAAUUACUAAUGGAAAGCAGCUCACUCCAACUGAUCCAUUUAAGACAUCAGCCCUAAUCCCAUUCCAUUCCCUGAAAAUUUGUAGAUUGUAAAGGACUGUAAAUUGCCCUCAGCUAACUGAACUGUCAUUAUUGCCCAGUAACUGUAUUUCUCUGAUGUAUGAACCUCAGUUCCUCAGAAUGCAACAAACAACUCUACUCCUACAAAAACUGAGCUGAAAUACUGAUUUUGGGUGGACUGCAACAGUACUGAUGUCUGGAUGGGUAUUUUUUCAAACCAUCAGCUGCCUGCACACAGGACAAAACCAUAGGUAGAAUUCAAACCAAUGUCCUGGUUUUAACUGGAGUAAACAGUCAUUUGAAGUGUCUUCCCUUUCUGCAACUAGCCUGCUUUUAAAGAAAAUUCCAAACAGACAUAACACACACAAAAAAUCCACACCAAACAAAAAUUCCCAAACAUGGCCUGGUCUUGGCUAUGCUUUACAGUUCCAUAUCCUCAAGAGAUGUGUGGUUAGGGUAGAGAGCUUAAGCUUUUAAUACACUUCAUUCAUGUACUGGCCUUAGACCGUAUUUACAACCUCUGUACUGAAAUAGACACUACAAAAUUGAGCUUUUCAAGUGAACAGGACUGACCAAAGUUAUUACUGAAAGGGUGGUAAAAUGUGGGUAACACCUGGCUGAAGUCUGUCUUAUUGACAGAUCAAGAUUUUCACAAAAUCAAAAUCUCAAGUGUACAAACCAGGAGCUUUAUUGAGUGGAAAGACACAAUAUGGUAUCAAACCUACUCUGGAGCCAGAUGUGACAAAGCCAUUAAGCUGCAUCCUACCUUACUAGUACUCUGUUGAAACAGAAGUCUCUGAAGUUAGACUGAAAACACUUAAAAUCUAACUAGGAAACCACUAUGCUGAUGAUUGUAAACAUAGCUGUUGACAACAGCAAAAACCAGAAAUACCGAAGUGGGAGUGAUCAUUAAAAUACUGUUCCCAUGGCAAAGCUUUUAAGUAGUCUGUAACACUUCAGUGGUAAACUGCAUUUUUGUUGUGUUAAUAAGAGCUUAUCUGCAAGAGGUUAGGAAAGGUCACAUUAAGGGAAAAACACUGUGUAGACUCUAUUCCCAUUAUUCAUGGCAGGAACAUGUACCAAGAAACAUUACCUGCUGGCUGCUCCAAGAUUCACACCUGCUCUGGACAAACAUUCAUCAGCAGUAAAUGCAAGCAGAGUACUCCAUCAAAGUGCAACGCCCAUUGCAUGCUUUUUGCCCAUAGAGGCAUCCGCCCAACAAGAGCUCCCAGAACAGACACAGCAUUCUGCUGAAACAUUACACACACACUUUGAAUGACCACUACAGUACUGCACUGAAAUGCAGCUUUAAAAUUCAUGUUUUAGGUUUUAUUCAAUAGAUUUGGCUUUUUACAACGCCAAAUUUUACAAGCUAAGGAUGUUCCUGCUCAAGAGCUUACAAUCUAGGUUUAGAUGGGGGAACCAGAAGAACAAACUUCAAUGAGGAAAAGAAUGGACAAAGCACUUCAUGAAUAUCAACUUGUCAAUCUUUGUACCGAAACACACAAACACUAAUCAGUUCAUCAUGUGGGAGUCAGAAGUACAGUUCUAAUAAGAAUCUUGAGGACAGAGGUGGCAGAGACCUAUAAAUGAGGCAACAGGACACUCAACACCAGGUUGUAGAGAGAAACUGUUUAUUAAGUAAACCAAAUAGAGAUGGCAGAUGUCACCAGGUAAAGUCUUAUUACUGUAGUGUAUACCUCAUGAAGUACUGCAACUUGACGCCUGCUGCACUAGAACUCCAUGAAGACCACCAGCCACCCAUCUUCAUACAAGAAUGCUCCAAAAUGAACCUCACAGCAGGGGGGAGAGGAGUGCUGGUAACAGCAAUUUUCUACGAUUUUCCCCCAGUUACCCUUUUCCAUACAGUGAAGCAGCAUGGGAGGUCACACAAGCUAGUUUGCGACGAGGUGCCCAAACACUGUUGACCUAAUAUCCAUAGCACUCUAUGGCAAGUCACACAGGUAUUAUUUAUAUUAUUUAUACAAUGUUAAUAAACAAACCAGAUAAACAAACCAGUUCUUGCUCUUUAACUGGAGUAACUCCUGACAAAAUUUCUGUGCAACACAAACCAACAGUAGCUGCAAAGCAAAAACGUGACUGUUAAAAGGGACAGUAUUUCAGGCAAAAUGGAUCAUCACUUAGGCAAACCUUUCAUGUAACACACCUAUGCAUUCCUAGACACACUGAAUGUUAUGGCUGAAUAAACAUUCCUCCCUUGGGUGGAAAAAAAGUAACAGCACUACUGUGGGGGGUUUCACUUGCAUCAUGCACUCUGCUUCAAAGACCAAAUGGAACACUAAACCUACAGAGAAUGCACCGCCCCAGUAUACUCCCAGCAAAUUAUCCUCUACCAAUGAGGCAAAGCUGACAACUGUUUGACAACUCAGAUCCAGUUCUGGGGCUUGGGUUUUCUUCCCCAGAAGCAGUAUGACUUCAUUACCAAGAGAUCAUGUACAUUCAUCAUCAAACUAAAAGAAGACAGGCUUUCCUACACAUAACAAAGUCCAUGUCCUGUUCAUUUUACAGUAUUAACAGCAAUUGUUCACAUUUUCCUGAAAUGUUUUUUAGCACCUGCAGCAGAAUAGAAGUGAAAAAAAUUCAACUUUCAUUGUAAGUAACACAAAGUCUGAGUGGCCUGAACCCUACUAUUGACCUCUUUUCACCAUCACUUUAUAAAUACAAGUCAUACUCGAUUUUUGGGCAUUCUCUGGCUCACAUACCAGUUAGCAACAAGUUACGUUGUUUUUCUUUCUUCCCUCAGUUUGCAGCACAAAGUGUUCGCUGGAGGAAAAGUACUAGUAGUGACAACCUGAUCAUCAGCUGUUAGUACCUAGAAACUCUGUAAUGUUACACUUACUUGGAAGACAAAGUGUGUAGUGACAAAAUCCCACUUGAUAGAAAGUAAAGAUCCAUUGUCUACAAAUUGUUGACCACACAAUACUGCUUUCAUUUGAAGUUGCUAACUUCUAGUAUCAGGUUGACUCAAAACUGUGACUUGUCUCCCACAUUUGUUGGUGACCAUUGUUGACUGUCAUGUGCCUUAACUUUUAAGACCAUACCAAGAGAAAAGUUAUGGAAGUUCAACAGCAGGACAUCAGGAAACUUAAAGACACCAGGUUUUCAAGACUUGAAAUAUCAAGUAAUUUCAUUUUUGCACAGUGCUGUCCCCCCUACACACUCCCUUCCCCUACUGCCACCAGAUCAAAACGAGAACAUCCUCCCUAUUGGAAACAUACUCAAUUCAAGUAAAAUUUAAACCUUAUUGCUACACUACCGAAAUAGUAUUUUAAACAAAAAAAUAAUUAUUGCCCUUUGAAGUAGUUUUGUUAGUUUUUUCAUAAAGGUGUACGAAUGUGGACUUGCCAACUGUGAAGAAAAAACCUCCAUCAACUAAAUCUAAGUUAUGGGAAAAAAGGCAAAUUCUUUAUGAUCUGGUCAUUCUGUUGGGAAAGAAGAAAGUAAAACAGAUCUGUGUGUCUUCAUUUUCUGCUUCCACUGCAGCCCACCGGUUACCUAUUCAAGUAUUUCAAAGUUCAGCUUAAGAAACAGAAAGAAACUUUAUGUGAAUCCUUAAACAGUAUUAUAAAGGUUAAAGACACGAUGAUUCUGCCAAAGCAUAUAAAUUCCAAGUUUUGAAUAAACCAUGCAUGAAGAUAAGUGGUUAAAAUAGUAUAACCUCAAGGUAUCUUCCCUUAAAUACACUCCCAACUGAAGCUUUCUCAAGCUCACACUUGGUGUUUGUUUUAAUGAUUUUGGUUUGGCUGUUUUUGUUUUGGUAUUUUCCUUCCACCCCCGGAUGCAGCUAUGGGUAAUACAGUUUUGCACAGCAGGAAGUCUACAUUCCAGUCAGUAUGUCUGUCUUCAUGCUAAAAGCUGUUGUCCUAUUGCAAUCUGACAAACUUGACUUAGGUCAUAGUUUUGUUAACAGGAAAGUAUGAGGUAAUAUGAAACACACACACAAAAAAAAGCUACUUUUAAGCACUUGUGUCCAACAGCAGAGACAUCAGCACUUUUAAAUUUGCAGCACUGUUUCUCCCAAAAGAGAACAGAUGUCCAUGGUCAGAGAAACAAGUUCCAUGAACACACUUAUCAAACUGAUUCUGUUUUAAAUUCACCUCAAAAAUGGAAUGUUUCAAAUCAUGAAAGUGUCUAAACAUAAACAUUAUUUAAUGUUAGAUACACACUAAGUCUUUAUUAAGCAUUACACUAGAACUACUUCGGUAUAAAAAUACUUUAUUUUAAAGCUAUGAAAGUUAUAAAUAUAUGUAGUUAAACUUUCUACUCACAGAAUGUUUGCUAUUUUAACAUUAGUGAUUUGUUUCUCCUAACGAAUCUGAAUUUUAUUCGAAAGGUUUACAAGACAUUAUUACUGUAAUUUUAAAAACCCAUCAUUACAGGGAGCUGUACUAAUUGUGAUGUUUUAUCAGUAUUCAUUUAACCUCUAGAUUUUUAAUGAAGGCAGCAAAAACAACUAUUUUCUGAUGAUACAGAAUUUCUUAUUUCUUGAAGCGUUUCUGUGGUUGACCACUUCUUCAUUAGUUACCUGCAGCAUGGCACCUUCCUGCCAAAGAAAAAAAAAGUGUAUCUGAAGAUGUUUAUCACAUAUGUCUAAACCAAAUUAUCAAUAGGGGAACUUCAGCCAUUUUUUAAAAAAAAAGUAUAAGCAGUUCACUGGUGUGUCUAACACAAAAGGAACAGGACUUUUGUUAGCUGAGUCCACGUUCUUCAAUGGGUAGCCUUUUAGAGGCAAUGAACUUUGAAAUUAAGGCAUUUUUGGUUGCCUUUUUUUUUUUGGAUAGGUUUUGUUGAUUUUUAUGUAAAACCAAAUCUAGUAGAGUGUGCCACCCUUACUCUGAAUAACUCAUUCAUUACUUGAUACAAUUUCCAUCAAUUUGAGGUGCAAACAUUCAAUGCAGUGAGAGUAAGGCUGACUAAAUUUGGCACUAAGGUUUGUUAGCUGCAAGAACUAUAAAAAAUGGUGGAAACCUCAACAUUCUAGCCAAAUUCCAAUUUACAUAAAUACAUUGUACACUUAUGAAAUACCACCUGCAGUUUCAUUUGAAGGUUUUACUUGCCCUCAUAAAGAACUGCUUAUGCAGCUGUUAAAAGAAUGGACGACACAUUCCUUCACAGAGGCAGAUGUAUUCUGUGGUGAAAUUUUUCCUUACACGUAAACAGUCUAGUUACUUGGGAACCUUCAGGAUGAAAUGUGUUAUAUAGAAUAGAUUACAGCAGACAAGACACGUAACAACAUAGUUCAUCUUCAACAGCACAGAACUACCUUCAUUGCAUUACCUUGCAACCACCAUAAUGCAUAGACUCCCAAGAAAAAAGAAAAUGUUGCAGGAUGCAAAAAUAAAGUUGUAUGAUUUAAUUAACUUGUGACCUACCAUUUUAACUACCAACACCAGGGAUGGAACCCUUGCAAAGCUUUACUAAUGGACACUUGCAGGUCUCAUUUGUUCAACUGUAGCAGUGUACAGUGGCAGCAGUCUAUGCUUGUCCAGGGUUCAUAUCAUAGCUAGAUUCCAGUAGGAAAAAAAUAUGUUAAGUAUCUGAAAUUAACAAUUUUUUUUGUAAAAAAUAAUUUAAUAAUACAGUAAAACAGGAUUUACAAGUUUCUUUUCAAUUUGUAAUUGUUAAUUCAAUUCAUUGCUAUAUGUUAAACUACAUAAUGAUAAUCACUAUACUGAAAGAAUACUGUCAUACAUUAUUAAUUUCUUGGUUUUGAAACAUUUAGAAAGGAAAAGUAAAUAAGAUCUUACCUAAAGAAGUUUAACUGAAGCUUAGAACUAUUUUGCUCUACACCCUCAGCCUUCGUUGCCAUCCUUAUAAACAAUCUACCGCAGUUAAAGCUUUGCAGAGAUACAGCACAGCUUUUUAAGACUGGCUGAACUUUUAGUGACGUUUUCAAGAGUUCUCUUGUACUAGACCUGCGUCCCUGGAAGAGAACCUUGCAGGGGCUUUUUCCUUUCCUUGCCAUUGAAGAAGCAGCAUCUAAAAAAUCUAAAAAGGUGUUUCUCCUUGCAGAGAUACCCCUUAAGUUACCUAGAUAUUUUAAACCUGGUAAUUUACAGACAACAUACUUUUUCUCACCAGCAUUAAAUUUUACACGUACAACAAUAGCUUUGUAUUAUUUGUGGGACCUUAUACUACCCACUCCUUGCCUUAUUUUACAGUAUUAAAAAAAAAAUCUAAAAUUACACAAUAUUUCCUUUAGAAUUAUUUUAUUAAAAUCAUCAAUGUACAACAGCUUCUUAACUCUACACACGCACUUAAAUUUUUAAAAGGAAAACGUUAUGUCUUAUUACACCAUGAUCCUGGCUAAAAGCUUUUCAAAACUUUGAGAAAAAUCUUAAAAAAGGUUUCACAUGUCACCUGAAACUUACAAAUUUAACAUUAUCAAAGGAAUGCUUCUACACUUACAAAGACCACUAGAAAGAAACAACAAUUAAAAAGCUAAGAAACUGUCUCAAAGGCAUUUUUACAAUCCUUCCUCCACAGUAAGGUAAUGUUAUUAAAUAAUCCAAAUCCAUUCACAAAAUGGCUCUCUGCAUCUGCUCUGGUGUCUUCUGCCAUAUCACUGCAUAUUUAUGCAUGACUGAGAUAAGUGUUUCCUUAACAUUGUUAUUUCGAUAACCUGAAGCUGUUCUGUUACCUCUGGGCUCUCAUCCUCUCCUAUUUAUACAGUGAAGCCUGUUUCAACAGAAGUAAAGAGUAAAAAAAUAGGUUAUGAAAUUAUUCAUCUAACCAUUUUUUAAAGGAAAGAUAAUAUCCUAAAAAGCUUUUAACUCCUGCAGCUACUCUCAAGAAUCACUGCAAUUUUAACAUUUAAAAACAUACUUACCCAUGGCAUGCUUGAAGAAACUCAGUAACGGCUCCU